AUGGAUGGGAAUCAGAGACUUCAAAUAUUAAUAUUGCAAAUUUCACAGUCUUCUCCAAUAAACGAUCUGGGAGAGGAGGUGGAGUCGCGAUAUAUGCUCGCAACGACCUUUGCGCCACUCAAGUCGCUGCUUCAAGUGACCACGAAUUUGAAGCUCUCUGGGUUUACUUCCGGCCACAUCAUCUACCAAGAUCCAUUUCUGGAAUUAUUGUUGGGAUUGUUUACCUCCCUGCUGGUUGGAAACCUGCUGUUGGUCGACGUCUAUUUGACCACGUCACAGUAUCUAUCGACACUUUUACUCCAAAAAUAUACAAAUUCCGGUAUUGUAUUAGUGGGCGAUUUUAAUCACUGGAACUCUGAAAUAAUCUGUAAAAUGUUUAAAAUUAAACAAAUAAUAGAUUUUCCUACUUUUAUGAAUCCCGACGGAGAGUGUGCAACGCUCGAUUUGAUAAUGACUAAUUUGACACAAUUUUAUCGUAAACCAACAGAAUCUCCACCACUUGGACAGAGUCGACACAAGUCCAUAUUCUUAACGCCGAUGCCCGUCCAUCAGAUGGCAGUCAAGAGCAAAAUAACUAAGGUUACUCGUCCACUAACAAGUGAAGGGAUGAAUGAACUUCGUGACCUACUUCAUAAAGAGGAUUGGAGCGACGUACUGAAUUCGAAAUCUAUAGACACGAAAGAUAAGGUUUUCCACAAAAUUAUGUUUGGUUUAAUCCAUAAAUGCUUCCCUCAAAAAACUACGCAGGUUUGUACGAACGACAAACCAUGGUUUUCUCCAGAACUCCGCCAUCUCAUUAAAAUACGGGACAAACUCUUCAAACAGAAUGACCCAAAGUGGAAAAUUUAUCGACACAAAGUCAGAAUGAAGAUAAAGUCUGAUCGACUCAACUUCCGCAACAAUUUUAGCCAGAAGCUGGGUCAAUUAACAUCUCGAUCCUGGUACGGACUUGUGAAAAAACUCACGGGAGCCAGCUCGCGAUCAAUAUUGACCAUAGCAGAAGGCAUCGACAACAAUUCGAGUCUAGAAGGUGACCCAUACACAAUUCUGAAUCGUGUUAAUGACCACUUCGCCAGCAUCACCAACUCUAAAUCUUCAUCUGUCCCCGUCAGUAUACCAUGCUACCUCCCUAGUCAUCUUCCUCCUAUUGAAGUAUCCCAUAUUGAGGUCUACAAAAAGUUGACGGCACUCGACCCAUGCAAAAGCAAUAGCUCCCAGGCCGUCCCCUCAAAAAUAUUAAAGGAAUGUGCAAUUGAGCUUUGUUACAUCCUGUCGCAUCUUCUAAACUCCUCCUUCGAAUCUGGUGACCUUCCUGCAUCAUGGAAAGACGGAUUCAUCACCGCCAUUCCUAAAACCCCUUCAGUCACCUCCUAUUCACAACUACGCCCAAUCACAGUCACCAGCAACCUGGCAAAAAUCGCAGAACAAUUUAUCUACGAAGAUAUAUAUGAAAAAAUAUCAAGCCAAAUAAGUGUACAACAGUUUGGAGUCUUAAAGAAGUCCUCUACUGCUCACUACCUUAUCCAACUUUUCGACUUCCUGCUUAAAUCCAUUGAUAAAAAGCCAUCUCAAGUAAUCAUUUCUCUGCUGGACUGCGAAAAGGCUUUUGACCUUAUUAAUCACAACAUUCUUAUCAAUCGACUUAUUAAAAUGGGAAUAAACGAAAAUUCCAUUCGUUGGAUUCAAUCCUUCCUUACAAAUCGGAAAAACUGCUUAAGGGAACACGCGUCUCAUGGCAUUGACCCCGUAAACUCCAGAGUUUAUGGGUUUGUUGAUGAUCUCACCAACUUAGAAGUUGUAAGUGGAGAGCCAAUCACUUCAUCUUCUCUCCAAGUAGCAAGCCACACCACCAAAGAAAUCGACAUGCGACUUAACGCCAAGAAAACCGUAUCACUCGUAGUCGACACCCGCCGCAAACCUGAAGACCACAUCAUCUCAGUUGACUCGACGCCCAUCCCAAAAGUCAAUUCAGUGAAGCUUUUAGGAAUCAUUAUCAAUAACAAUUUGACCUGGGAUGAUCAUAUUAAGUAUAUUACCAUCAAAGCAGCGAGCCGAUUGAACUACCUUCGUAAAUUGAAAGCUCUUGGUUUUCAGAAAGAAGAACUUUUGAUAGCCUAUUGCAGUUUCAUACGUCCCGUCCUCGAGUACAAUUCCACAGUUUGGGGACCAGGACUGUCAAUUGAUCAAGCCAGCGCUGUAGAAAAAAUUCAACGACGAGCCGUGUCGUCCAUCGUAAACAAAAAAGUGAACGAGACUAGUUACGAUGACCAACUCUCCAAAUUAAGGCUGGACACAUUACGGAAACGAAGAGAACUGGCACUUACACGUCUCGGAGCCAGCAUUCUGCAGAAUCCAAGGUUGAGGAAAAUGCUUCCUGAAUUCAAUAAGAAUACCAACGCCCGCUCUCUCCGACAGAUGAAUCUUCUAGUUCCACCCUCGACAUCAAGAAAACGAUACAAGUUCUCAGCAAUCCCAGCAAUGGUGGAACUUAUCAACGCAGAGUUCCGACUCAAGAAAUCGUUUAUGGGAAAACAAUAUCUUCAUAAUGAGUCAGACGACGAUUUUUACAACCAUUACUGA
This is a messenger RNA of Folsomia candida, 2580 nucleotides long. RefSeq lists its product as uncharacterized. The record is from RefSeq and is a predicted model, not a curated record. The transcript has 2 exons. The coding region runs from base 1 to 2580 and encodes 859 amino acids. NCBI's taxonomy places the organism in Eukaryota, Metazoa, Arthropoda, Collembola, Entomobryomorpha, Isotomidae.